This is a messenger RNA of Solea senegalensis (Senegalese sole), 2208 nucleotides long. It is a transcript of the gene yipf6, whose product is annotated as Yip1 domain family, member 6. The transcript is spliced from 2 exons. Bases 478 to 1158 code for a protein of 226 amino acids. Lineage: Eukaryota; Metazoa; Chordata; Actinopteri; Pleuronectiformes; Soleidae. The record is from RefSeq and is a predicted model, not a curated record. Gene Ontology annotation, cellular component: trans-Golgi network; membrane. Gene Ontology annotation, biological process: endoplasmic reticulum to Golgi vesicle-mediated transport.
UUGGGCUAAGUAAAUACAAUUCAUUUUAUUUUAUUUUUUCAUUAAAAAAAAUUCAGAUAUGAUUCAGGAUACGAUUUAAAACGUCGUACACUACAAGUACACGUGCAUAGAAACCUACUCAAUCAUAGUUACGUGAGUAAAUGAAACUAAUUACUUUCCACCGCUGCAUUUUUUUGAUAUUAUGUUUUUGUUAGCUGAUUGAAUUUCCCCGACACUACAUAUUUCUGAGUCCAGAGGACGUACGUGAACGUACCACCCGGAUGUGCGCAACCUCGUCCUGCGGAAGUAAACAAUCCUGAGCUGACGUGGAGCAGGAAAACUAGACCAACCUGAUCCAGAUCCACGGGUCUGGAGAGACGUCCGUGGUCUGUAGGUCUGUGUGACUUCAUCUCAAGUGAAUCUGAGUCUCUGUCGGUGUCGUUUUUGAUUCCGCAGUGACCGACGCUCCGGUACGAGAAGCUUCCCCUGCGCUCUAAGAUGGCGGAGGAGGCCAGCAGGCCGUUCGCCGGACUCUCCGACGUCUCCAUCCCGGAGGACAUCCCGGUGGAGGGAGACAUCUCCGUGCCCGUCGGCGCCUCCAGGCGGGACGACGAGUACUCGACGCUGGACGAGCCGGUGAAGGAGACCAUCCUGCGGGACCUGCGGGCGGUGGGGAAGAAGUUCAUCCACGUCCUGUACCCGAAGCGGAGCUCGGCUCUGCUGCGGGACUGGGACCUGUGGGGCCCGCUGCUGCUCUGCGUCACCCUGGCUCUGCUGCUGCAGGGCGGCGCGGCCGACAGCGACGACCAGGGAGGACCGCAGUUCGCCGAGGUCUUCGUCAUCAUCUGGUUCGGCUCCAUCGUCAUCACCCUCAACUCUAAGCUGCUGGGCGGCACCAUCUCCUUCUUCCAGAGCCUCUGUGUGUUGGGAUACUGCAUCAUGCCUCUGACCGUGGCCAUGGCCGUGUGCCGGAUCGUCCUGAUCGGCGGCUCGGGGACGGUCAGCUUCGCCGUGCGGCUGGUGGUGGUGACGGCGUCGUUCGGCUGGUCCACCUUCGCGUCCACGGCCUUCCUCGCCGACAGCCAGCCUCCCAACCGCAAGGCACUGGUGGUGUACCCGGUGUUCCUCUUCUACUUUGUGAUCGGGUGGAUGAUCCUGACGUUCUCGCCCUCGCAGUAGAGAACGACGCUAAAGGACCAGAUUGUACUGGUUUAACUGUCAAAGAAACACCAGAAUCUGCCUUUGAACGACUACUGACGUGACUGUGAGUGAACCUGAGCUUCACGGACAAUAAUUAUUAGAUGAGCUCAGAUUCACACGUGUAGAGUGGAAAAGCUGUGUAAAAUAAAGUCCAGAUAUGUGUAUAUAGAAAUUCUCUAUGAAUGUUAAAUGUGAUGGUUUGUCUCUGCCUCCUCCUCCUGGUUUCUGGGGUUUGAACGUUUCCAUUAAUGCAUUACAUUCAGAAAUAUUUUAGAUUUACAUUUGACUGUAUCUGAUGAUGAUUUCAUUAUUUCAGGGGCCAUUGUUUUGUUAAAAUACACAAAUGAAGGGUAAUGUGAGGACAGAGAAAGGUGGGGAUUACAGUCAGGGCCCUCUUUGGGUUUUUUUUAAAGUGAUAGUUCAGGAUUUAUGAAGGGUGGUUGUAUGAAUGUCUUGCAUACAGUUUAUACUGCACUUUGUGCUCUUACUUUGUUGAGAAACAGCUGGAAAGGAAAGAGGAGGUUUUAGCCAUUUAACAAAACGCUCAUCUCCAUAAAAUCAGCAUCAGAUUAAGUCUACGACUUCACAUCUUUAUCUCACUGUUAGACAGACAGAAAACUGAAGUUCAUAAACCACUCACUCUCCCACACCAAAGCCCAUAGAGAAAAUCAGUGAUUUUGGCAUACGGGGACACAGGAGCGGCUGAUCUCAUGAUGCAAGUAUGUUCUGAACAUGUUAGACACUGAAGCUGAUGUAGAUUUUUCCUUUACACGGCAGCCAUUUUAGGGCAUGUUUAGUGUUGAAAAAGCCCAGAAUGCAUUGCAUUGGGAUUUUUUUUGCAUCAGAGAAUCACAUGUCAUCUUCAGUUUUUCUGUGUCACACGUGGAAAACAACAUCCAUGCUGUUCUUUUAAACCUUUGACCCCCCGCUGGUUCACCAGAUAACUGUCGCUGUCUUUUAAUUUAUGUGUAUGUAUUCAUUCACAUGGUCGAGUGGAAGAAAGAUUAAAAAGUGAUGGAUCUGCAGAGA